Molecule: messenger RNA, 1967 nt
Organism: Mytilus trossulus (common blue mussel)
Lineage: Eukaryota; Metazoa; Mollusca; Bivalvia; Mytilida; Mytilidae
Exons: 1
Coding region: 595-1884 (429 amino acids)
Source: RefSeq, a predicted model, not a curated record
UCGCUUGGUUAACAACGUUAUGAAAAUACACCUGGUAAGCUACGAUCUUACGAUCUUUUUACGAUAUAAGGUUUAUGUAGAUUUACCGAUAAAUAAUUCUUAUUUCUCUUCAAUUACAAAGUAAUAAUUACCUAAAUUGAUCAAAAGGAAGAGCUGGCGUUUAUAAAGUCUGUUUGUGCAAUUUUCGUAUUAAAAUUAAAUUACGUUUGUAAAUUUGAUAUUCAUCCCGGAAAAGAUAAAAAAAAAUAUUUAGUUUUCCCCCUCAUGUGACCGCAGUUUUGGUAGUCAUUUAUUAUCUUCAUAAUAAUCAUUUACUCAAAGAGGAAGAUGAAAUAAUAAUUUGAUUGUCACAGCUUGCUGUUUGACUUUCUGUUUUUUUAAAUAGUUCUUUGUUUUUUAUUAAUUAUGCAAGGAACUGUUUGUAAUUGAAAUAUAUUUUUGUGGUGAUUAGAUUAAUUAGUGAAGAAUAUAAUUAAUUAAAGAAAUUACAACCUUUAAUCUCAAAACAUAACAUUUAAUUUUUAAAAAAUUAAGAGGGUUAAUUAAAGAAAGUCUUUGAUCUCAGUAUCAGAACAAGCUUAGAUAUAUUAUAAAAUGGGAUAUUUAGUUUUCAAUUUUCAGUUCAAAUUAUUAUUCAAUGUUACAACCAUGUCAGAUUUUUUAUCCUGGGACCAAGAUAUUGAUCUUGAUCUUUUGUUAGGUGAAUAUACUGAGUAUGAUCCAGAACCCAGUGACAGUGAUGAAGAAUGUAACAUUGCCAAAAAGAAAAAGUCUGAACCUGUACCAGAUACAUGUAUUAAACCUUCCUACACUUGUCCUGUUUGCAAAAAGACUCUGAAAACAAUUUCAGGCUUCCGUGGUCAUGUCCAGAAACAACAUGGACAGAAUUUAAGAGCAACAGACCAUCGCACACAUGCAGAUAGUAAACUACCUAGCACAGUCAAUGACGCCUUAAAUGAAAGUUCAUUUGCUGAAAUAUUCCCUACAGCUUUGCAGUCCAGUUUGUCCAACAUUGCUAAUGAUCCAUUUACCUUCAAUGACAGCAUAACAGACAUUUGCAAAUUUGUGACCAAUUCAGCAGUAGUGCAAGACAUUUUGUUGAAAUAUUUUCAGCCGAUAUUUGUUGAAACUACAAGCAACAUAUCUUCCUCAUGUGACAAAGAGCAAAUGUUUCGCCGUUUACACAUAAGUAGAGUUAAGCCAGAAUUGACAAACACUUUUCAUUCGCAUUGUCCAUCUCACUCAUUGAACUAUACCAACUUAUUCCUACAGAUGGUACAUGAGGAUAUUGUUGGUGAAAUUUUUAAAGUUCAGACAAUGACAGCUGUUCAGAAAUCUAAAUCAAACCAGGAAAAGUUAACAGAAAAUGACCAAAGCAUUCUUUAUUAUAUUGCUGGUUACACCAUUCGUGCCCUACAGAAGAGAUACACCAGGUACUCUACUAAGAAGUUGUCUGUCAUAAACAAAUUUACAGACAAUUCUUCGGGUGUUAACUUUGUGAAACAAUAUGACAAGUGGUACAAGACACAAGACCGUGGUGGCCUUCAGAAACCAUCAGAUUCCCUGUUUUUAUUAAUCCGUGAAUUAGAGACAAUUAUUCGCAAAACAGUUGAACCUUCAUAUAGUGCUACUUCGCUUCUUAUUGAUCCUUUAAAAGAAGCUAUGAUGGAAGGGUUCAUGGUAAAACAUUAUUGUGACAUUCUUAUGCAAGGUGAAACUGCAGAUAUUGUGUCAGCUAUAACUGAAGACAUCAUUCAUUUGUUUUUAACCAUUCGUGGCUUUGCUGUUACUCGCAUAGAACGCAAUAAACUGACCAAGAAAGCAAAAUCUCAACCCUCAUCCAGUCUAAGACAAGCCUUAAAGGAGAAAUCUUUAAACUGUUGACACUGAAAUUUAGUUUUGUUCUGUUCAAACAUGAAAUAUAAUUAUUUAAACUGUUUCCACAUGAUCUUUAUGUAACUGUUGUA